Messenger RNA from Odobenus rosmarus divergens (Pacific walrus), 963 nucleotides. It is a transcript of the gene ZFAND2A, whose product is annotated as zinc finger, AN1-type domain 2A. Gene Ontology annotation, molecular function: zinc ion binding. The transcript has 6 exons. Gene Ontology annotation, biological process: proteasome-mediated ubiquitin-dependent protein catabolic process; protein targeting to ER. Gene Ontology annotation, cellular component: endoplasmic reticulum; cytoplasm. Lineage: Eukaryota; Metazoa; Chordata; Mammalia; Carnivora; Odobenidae. The record is from RefSeq and is a predicted model, not a curated record. Bases 27 to 560 code for a protein of 177 amino acids.
AUCUGUGUUUUGGACACUUCCUCAUAAUGGAGUUCCCUGAUUUGGGGAAGCAUUGUUCAGAAAAAACUUGCAAACAGCUAGAUUUUCUUCCUUUAAAAUGUGAUGCAUGUAAACAAGAUUUCUGUAAAGACCAUUUUACUUGUGCUGCACAUAAAUGUCCCUUUGCAUUCAAGAAGGAUGUUCAGGUCCCAGUGUGCCCACUUUGUAACAACCCUGUCCCAGUAAAAAAGGGAGAGAUACCAGAUGUGGUGGUUGGUGAGCACAUUGAUCGAGACUGUAACUACCAUCCUUGGAAGAAAGAGAAGAUUUUUAUGUACCGGUGCUCAAAAGAGGGGUGCAAGAAGAAAGAGAUGCUGCAGGUGGCUUGUGACCAGUGCCAUGGCAGUUUCUGCAUUCAGCAUAGACACCCUCUGGAUCACAGCUGCAAGCACGGGGGCCGCCCCAUCGGCACAGCCAGGUGUGCAGCUGCCAGAGCCUCUGAACACAAGCCGUCGGGAGCCUUAAACACACUCUCCGCCAGUUGGCUGGCUCAGCGACUCAGGGGGAAAGUAAAGAGAUGAUGUGGCUGUAUCUGCCCAUACUGGCACACAUUAGCUUGUUUUGUGUAUCAUUUUAGCUUGGUAGGCAGCACUUGUGCUCUGUUGCCUUUGUACUUCUCAUGGCAAACAGUCUGAAAUGCCAAUAAAACUUUUCCAGUAAAAUGUACAAAUUUUGGCAAAAUAAACAGAGGGAUAUUGAUACUCUAAGUUAGGCUAAGCUACUCCAUCAACCUCUGCUUCCUCCCUCCUGCCCCCCAAAUAAAGUGACGUGAAGAUUGAUCUGGCACACUCAGAUCCUUCAGAGGGCAGCUCUGCCCUGGCCUGAGUCCGUCAAGAACCCAGGGUUCUGGAAGCCUCGGUCACUUACACAAGCACACAGCUGAUUGCACUCGGUCUUCAUCUUGUGGCUUCUGACAGGCACCUG